Austrofundulus limnaeus is the source of this 1677-nucleotide messenger RNA. RefSeq names its product melanoregulin. The record is from RefSeq and is a predicted model, not a curated record. Gene Ontology annotation, biological process: melanocyte differentiation; melanosome transport. The transcript is spliced from 5 exons. Bases 195 to 854 code for a protein of 219 amino acids. NCBI's taxonomy places the organism in Eukaryota, Metazoa, Chordata, Actinopteri, Cyprinodontiformes, Rivulidae. Gene Ontology annotation, cellular component: melanosome.
AGAGAGGAGGACACAACAAGUUAGGAUGUGGCCUAAAUGUUUUUACUCCUGGACAUUUAAAAGUUGUAUUAUUUUUAUUUGGAAUUUUUAAAUUACAAGGAUUCUGGAAAGAUUUAUGCUAUUUUUAACAAAACGGAGAACUGUUUGGUAUUUUGAAGGAACAUAGAUCCACUUUGACCCCUUGUUGUUUGGAAAUGGGGGCUAAUUUCACUCUCUGCUGCUGUCACGUCCCAAAGCACAACCGAGAAGAGAAGAAGGCUAUUUUAUGCAUGCACAACACUUCAGCUUACAAACAAACAGGACUUUUAUCCAGCGAGUCCAGCGACAGUAACACGGAUGAGGAGAGCCUCUUUGGACCUCCAUCGGGAAGAAGUCGGUGGGAAAACCACCAGAGCCGGAGAAGAACGGCAGAUCUGUGGGCCAGCUCAAACAUACCCUCUGAGUCCAUCAGACGUGGAUCAGACAGAGAACUGCAGGCUUUUAUCAACAUGAGAGACCAGGCUGAUCAGGCUACAGAGGAAUGGGAGAAGCUGAACUAUGACAUCCACACUUUGUGCUACGCCAGACGGGAGGUCAGGUAUCGAUGGAAGAAGAUCCUGCUGCAGCUGGGUUACCAGUGUGAGGUGGACUCCUUGCUGUGUGUGAACCGGAAGAGCCGGUUCGGUCCAGAUCAGGAGCAUCUCGGCAAAGCUACUGAACUGUUGACACAGCUGCUGGACCACACAUCUCUGUUCCCGCCAGGGACAGAACAUCACAACAGAUACCUUUAUGUUAUGGAUCGCCUGGUUUCACUGGACAGCGCUGAAGAGUUUGUCAGACUGGCCAAGCACAAAUAUCCCAAGAAGGAAGGCUGAGACACACACAGACAGCAAGAAAAAGAAAAGUUAAAAUAACUGAAAAGACUCUGUAAACCAGGCACAUGUACAACAACUUCCCAGUAUUAAUUUAAUCGUAAAAGUUUUCGAAGUUUUACACACAUUUACAAAUUUUCUCUUCUGAUUGAAUCACAUUUUUAUUUUGUUCUUUGUAACUCAAUAUAUAUUAUUUUCAUUUUAAAAGUUUAAAUCUAACCAAAUGGAAAAGAGGUGAUCAUUAAACAUGUGCCUAUAUGACAUUUGGGGCAAUUCAUGUAUUGGGGCAAUCCAUGUAUGCACGCACGCACGCACACACACUGAGGAAAAGAAGAAUUUAACUGCAGCUUUGCAAGUUCUCCCACUUAGAAAUCAAACAGGGUCUGAAAUUUUCAUCAGGGAUGGUUUUCAUCAACCUUCAUUCUCCAAACACUGCGAGUAGAAUUCAGACCAAAAAGUUCCUCCCUUGUAGUUCUGGGCUGAUUCCUCAUCUUUCUUAGGAUCAUUGAUAAGCUAUAUAUUGAUAUUGCUUCAGCAGUUGAUCUUUUUAAACCAAACUGCUUGGCAACUCCCUCAUAGCCCAUUUCAGCUUUGUGGAGGUCUACAAUUUUGUUUCUGUCGCUGGACAGCUCUUUGGUCUUAACCAUGUUAGUAGUUGGAGUCUAACUGAUUGUGUGGGGAGGACAGGUGUCUUUAUGCAGCUAACGACCUCAAACAGGUGCUUCUAAUUUAGAAUAAUAAGUGGAGUGGAGGUAGACUUUUUUAGAGGUGGAUUAAUAUGGAGGACCAAACCUAUCAUUAUUGGAAAUAAAUGUAUAAAUAUAUA